AUGAAACUCUUCCUAGCUCUACUAGCCCUGUUCUCGACAGCUUUUGCAAGUUUACUUCCCUUCAACGGAUUCCACUCCCUGGAAGUUCACCAAUUGGCUACUAAUAAGCCAAUUCCUGGUGGCUCCCCCGUUCUCCAAUGCGAUGUCGAUGAUAAGCAGUUAUUGGACAUUAGCUCCGUCGAAUUAUCACCAAAUCCUCCUCAAAGAGGUCACAAUUUGACCAUUGUAGCAUCAGGUCAGUUGCACCAAGAACUAGUCGAUGGUGCAUAUGUCGAUGUAGAAGUCCGUUUGGGUUACAUUCGUCUGCUUUACAAUACCUACGAUCUAUGUGAGCAAUUAGAGGAGCACGAUGUUGACGAUUUGAAGUGCCCAAUUAAACCUGGUACUUAUAACUUAAAGAAAGAAGUUUCCAUCCCAGCGGAAGUACCACCAGGAAGGUAUGUUUUCGUCAUGAGAGCCUACACUUAUGACGAUAAACUAAUCAGUUGUUUGACUGGUGAAGUUCUAUUUCCUGCAGGGCAGGUUAGACUAUUUUAA
Messenger RNA from Zygosaccharomyces rouxii, 537 nucleotides. RefSeq names its product sterol transporter (gene NPC2). The transcript has a single exon. NCBI's taxonomy places the organism in Eukaryota, Fungi, Ascomycota, Saccharomycetes, Saccharomycetales, Saccharomycetaceae. Gene Ontology annotation, biological process: intracellular sterol transport. Gene Ontology annotation, molecular function: sterol binding. Bases 1 to 537 code for a protein of 178 amino acids. The record is from RefSeq and is a predicted model, not a curated record.